UAAAAGUUAAAAUAGGCAAAUAAAAAUUAUGCUUGCGGCAAUCGAAUGACAAACAACAACUGCAGCCACAACGACAAUAUUGCAAGCAAACAUACACGAAUUUUGCAAGAAUUCUACCGCACACACACAAACAUACCUGCAUGUGUGUAUAUGCUGUGACAAGUGGCAGCGAAAAUUGAGGCAUGCAAAUAACUCCAUGCAAUCAAACAAAUAAAUAAAUUCGUUUAUGCGGCAGCAAGUAGGCGAAAAGUAAUACAUACAAACAACAACAAAAAAGUAGCGCAGCAAUAAGUGCAACGAAUAAGUGUAAAACAGCCGCUGCCGCCAGUCACUUCGCUGCCACACACAACCACGCACACACAUAUGUGUCUGAAAAUUCGCGCCUCGCAGCCAGCGCAGCACUGAGGCCCGUUCAUUAAAGGGUACAGCAAUUUUUAUGGCUCUCGCAUCCUGACACGUUUUGUGUACGGGCCUACACAAAAGAGAUAUCAGCGAAAUCGCGUUUUAUAGCAACGCGAAACAAAAGCGAUAUUAUUUGCUACGUCGUCUGCUACAACAACAACAACAAGAAUCACUAAAUAACGAAAAUGUCCAUAUCAAUAAAGCGCACAUAUUUUGCACUUACGUCCCAUCCACGCAGCACUCUUGACAGCAGGAGCGCUAACAACAACAGCAAUGGCAGCAAAGAUAGCAACUGUAAAUGUGCAGCCAGCCAGCGAACACAUCCGCAUAAGUAUCAAUGCCACCACAAACACAUUCCACACACCGCACACUGGUGUUGCACAGCAACGCGCCCCGGCUUUUUCAGCAUACUACUAAUGUCAUUGUUGUUGUUCAGCGCACACUGGCACUCCGUAGAAGCCAAACCGAAGUCGCGUAAAAGUUCCAACAGCCAUCAUAGUAAUGAUGAGAAAUCACCAACCGAAGGUCAACGCUUCGCCAUGGAGCCGCAGGAUCAAACCGCUGUUGUGGGUUCACGUGUUACGCUGCCCUGUCGGGUGAUGGGCAAAAUGGGUGCAUUGCAGUGGACGAAAGAUGAUUUUGGCCUGGGACAGCAUCGCAAUUUGAGCGGCUUCGAACGCUACUCGAUGGUGGGUAGCGAUGAGGAGGGUGACUUUUCGCUAGAUAUCUAUCCGGUGAUGCUGGAUGAUGACGCCAAAUAUCAGUGCCAAGUGGGACCCGGCCCGGCGGGUGAGGCGGGCAUACGUUCGCGUUUCGCCGAAUUGACAGUGCUGGUGCCGCCGGAAGCGCCGAAAAUCACACAAGGUGAAGUUAUAUUCACAACGGAAGACCGCGAGAUUGAGCUGGAGUGCGUGUCGGCUGGUGGCAAGCCAGCGGCUGAGAUCACUUGGAUUGACGGCCUCGGCAAUGUGCUCACUAAAGGCAUCGAGUACGUGAAGGAGCCCUUAUCGGACUCGCGUCGCAUAACGGCCAAGUCGAUUUUAAAACUUGUGCCCAAGAAGGAACACCACAACACGACAUUUACUUGCCAGGCGCAGAAUACGGCGGAUCGCACUUAUCGCGCCGCCAAAAUACUUAUAGAAGUCAAAUAUGCACCGAAGGUGGUGGUAUCUGUUAUUAGCGGUGCCUUGGCUGGCGGUCGCAUAUUGGAGGGCUCCGAGGUUAUAUUAUCUUGUCAAGCGGAUGCAAAUCCACCGGCGCAAAGCUAUCGUUGGUUUAUAAAUGAAGAAUUGGUCACCGGUGAUUAUACAACGAAGAUGAUCAUACACAAUGUAACGCGACAUCAUCACGAAGCUUUGGUCAAGUGUGAAGUUGUCAAUGCGGUGGGCAAGAGUGAAGAGACUGAAACUUUGGAUAUCAGCUAUGCACCCAUCUUCAAACAUCGUCCCAUUUCAGUUGAAGCAGAUUUAGACACGAACGCGAAUUUGCUGUGUGAUGUCGAUGGCAACCCGACGCCUGAAAUUGAAUGGAUCAACGAAAACACAGACAAAGUUGUCGGCAACACCGCAAAUCUUAACUUGAAGGUGACCACAGAGACCGCAGGUCGUUAUUAUUGCAAGGCCAUAGUAACUGGCUUCCCAGAGAUCGGUGCUGAGGCCACAAUUUACGUUAAGCGUGCACCCAUUAUCACCUCACAUAAGGUGCAAUUCGGUGCGGUGGGAAGUCGGGCGAAGAUCGACUGUGUGGCAUUUAGUGUGCCUAAGGCAGAGCAGAUUUUAUGGUCAUUCGAGGAUAAAGUGAUUAAUAUGAGCACAGCUGAUCCGGAUAUCUAUAUAUUCGAAGAGCAACAUUUGCCAGAGGGUGUGCGUGCAGCGCUUAUUAUUAAAGAGAGUCGUUCUAGUCAUUUCGGACGCUACAAUUGUACGGUGAAGAAUUCUUAUGGCAGCGAUUCGUUGUUGAUCAAUUUGAAACCAGAACCGGGUUCGGUGCCUAUACUGCUGGUUGUUAUGGGUUCACUCUCUUCUGUUGCUAUUGUCAUAAUGAUUGUGAUGUUGGUGAUUGUCUAUAUGAAGCGCAAUAACAAGAAGCCCAUACCGGCGGAUGUCAUACCAGAGGCGUCACGUGGUGGCGAUAAAUUGUCCGGUCUGAAGCACGAAUUGCGUGCCAAAGCCUACGAUGUCGACUACUCGGAGGCUGGUAGCGACGGUUUAGCGAUCAAUCUCACACAAGCGCCAAUGCCAGAUGUCCAAAUGAAGGGCGCCACAUUGGGAGUGCCACUGGCUGGCCCAGUGAAGUUAGACGACAGAUUUUCCGGCGACUUCAGUUAUAGCCGUCAAUGUCAUAUUAAGAAUUUGAAGAAUCAAGACUACAAAGAGACUGUCAACGGUUAUGCGCCCUACUUUGAAUAUGCGCUCGACUAUAGCGCACCUACGGAGGGUGGCAAGCCCGGCGCUGGUGUCGCUAAUAACGUCAACAAAUCCCAAACCAGCACAAUCAACUCGGCUACCUUGCCGCACUACACAAACCCCGUCACAACGACCGGCAAUCUGAGUUUGCCACGCAAUCGCAAUGAUAUGCAGCAACAGCCACAACAGAGCACCGCUCAAAUGGGUAACGGAUUCCUCGCCGGUCAGUCGCUACUGCAAAACGGCAUAGAUAGCCGUUUCAGCGCCAUCUACGGCAACCCCUAUCUGCGCUCGAACUCUUCACUACUACCGCCGUUGCCACCACCAAGCACGGCCAACCCCGCCGCCACACCAGCGCCACCACCCUACCAACGUCAUCAUCACCACCCCAGCCAACAGCAUGUGAACAUGAACGGUGGCAUAGGUGUGAAUGCGUUGAAAAAUUACAGCGCGCUCACGGCUGGCAUCGGCAUGACGGGCGCCAACAGCAAUGGCGGCGCUGGCAGCAUUAGCGGUAGCAGUUCGAAUUUGACCGCCAGCAGUAAUACGCUUGCGGCCAUGACACCGCUCACACAAGGCGCACCCCUCACUACAGCCACACCGGUCACAACAACGGCGCCGGUGUCUGUGGCGGUGGCGCAAAGCCCAUCCGGUCAAUUCAUUCUACCGUCGAACGGCAGUGCCAAACAAGGCGCACUGGCUACGCACGUCUAA
Molecule: messenger RNA, 3521 nt
Organism: Bactrocera latifrons
Lineage: Eukaryota; Metazoa; Arthropoda; Insecta; Diptera; Tephritidae
Gene: kirre
Product: irregular chiasm C-roughest protein
Exons: 10
Coding region: 588-3521 (977 amino acids)
Biological process (GO): cell-cell adhesion
Cellular component (GO): cell-cell junction
Molecular function (GO): cell adhesion molecule binding
Source: RefSeq, a predicted model, not a curated record